UGGGGCUCCGCUAGCCCCGCCCCGCUCCCCUCGGCCCCGCCCGCCUCUGCCGCCGCCAUGUUGAGGCGGUCGCUGCCCGGCGCUGGGUGAGGCCUGUGCGGGCCCGGGCGGCGGCGGCGGAGCCCAGCGAGAGGAGCCUGUCUGCGUCGUUUUCAUCAUGGGGGACAUGAAAACCCCGGACUUUGAUGACCUGCUGGCUGCUUUUGACAUUCCUGACCCAACCAGCCUUGAUGCCAAGGAAGCCAUUCAGACAGCUGGUGAGGAGAACGAAAACCAUCUAAAGCAGUCGGGAAUUUGCAUAGAUGAAAACGCGUCCUUGUCUCACACGGUGCUGGCUUCUGAUGUUCCAGUUGUGAGCGUCAUCGUGAAGAACACAUGUCGUCAAGAAUCAUUUGAGGCAGAAAAGGAAGGUAACCACCUAGGACCUGCCCUAUUGCACAAUGGAUUCCGUGGGUCUGAUCUGCCUCUAGAGACUCACAAUUAUGAGAAGUUUGAUUCUGCUUUCAUCAAUGGUGAUGGUUUGAGGAACUAUCCUGAAAAGUUGGAGCAGUCCAAGUCGGAGCCUUUGCCAACAUUCAGUCAGUUCAGCCCCAUCUCCAGUCCUGAGCCAGAGGAUUCACUCAAAGAGAACAGUAUUGUAGAUAAACCUAAACAUGCCCCGACUCCCUACUUCCCGCCACAUCCCAUGUAUAUUCCAUCGGGGUCAUCUGUGCUAGAUCUGCUUAGUAGGACCCUACCAGAGUCGGAGUUCAGUAGAUUUAUGUCAACUGGGCCAUCACUGUUAGAUCUGCUUAGUAAGAAGCUACCAGAACCAGAGUUAAGUAUGUUUGAUCAAUACUGUAAAAGAGAUCCAAAGAUAGAUGUGCAUGGACUGCAGGAGACAAGGCUGGAUGCAAGCAGGAAGGAGCAGGACACCAGUCCAGAGAAACACGAAACAUCCAGCAAAGAUCUUGUGGACACAAACAGCUUCCUCAGUGAAGGGCAGCCCCUUGGUACUUUCCAUAGCAAUAACCUGGGAGAAAGUAAAGGCUCUGCUCCCGAGAUGACAUUCUCUUCAUCUGUCCCACCUCGCCAGCGUAUCAAACCUGCUCACUCCAAGCUGUCGUCUUGCGUUGCUGCACUGGUAGCCCUUCAGGCCAAAAAGGUUGCAGGCAUCUCAAAAGAUGAUCAGGCUAAUGUGACAAAAGAGCCUUCUGGCCCCUUUAAGGAUGGCAUCAAGGGAAGCCCCAAAAUGCCAAAGUCACCAAAGAGUCCAAGAAGCCCUCUUGAGAUGGUACGGAAGGCCAGCAAGCAGCCCGAGUCUCCUCGGAGUGUCUGCAGUGACAGCAGUAGCAAAGGCUCCCCUUCCGUGGCAACUGGCUCUCCCCCAGCGAUCCCCAAAGUCAGGAUCAAAACGAUUAAAACCUCUUCCGGUGAAAUCAAAAGAAUGGUGACAAGGAUCCUGCCAGACGCAGAUGAUUUGGGCAGAUCUCCCCAAGAAUCGCCUGCGGAGAGUUCUGCAGCUGAAGAGCUUGUUAAACCCUUCCCUUCACCAGAACCAAGUGCGCCCAUGGAAAUAGAGUCGUGCAAGAGUUUUGCUAAAACUGCUGCUCAAGAGACAAAUCUAGCAAGUCCCCAAGUCGACAGUAUAAUAGCAGACAUGCCGAUGAGCAGCAUCCCCAGUGCAUCUCUCUUGGCAAGCAGCAGCAGCGGGACGAUAAAAGUCGGCAUUUUGGGACAGCAGUCAAGCAAGAAGCAGCAGCCGGGGACUGGGGCACAGCCUUGCAACCCGGCCAGCUUUCUGCCUAAAGCGGUGCACCUGGCAAAUCUCAACUUGGUUCCACACAGUGUUGCUGCUUCUGUGACUGCCAAAUCCUCCGUGCAGCGGCGUGGUCCGUCCCAGCUGACACAGAUGUCGGUGCCGCUUGUGCACCAGGUAAAGAAAGCGGCUCCUCUUGUUGUGGAGGCAUUUAACAAAGUGCUGCAUGGUGCCAAUCCUGUGCCAAUAUAUACCCCCAACCUCAGCCCUCCUCUCGACAGCAGUAUUCAUGUACCUGCGUCUGGGUAUUGUUGCCUGGAAUGCGGUGACUCGUUUGCCUUAGAAAAAAGCCUCACGCAACAUUACAGUCGGAGAAGUGUCCACAUUGAAGUCAUGUGUACUCAGUGUUCGGCAACGCUGCUUUUCUUUAACAAGUGCAGCUUGCUCAAGCACGCGAGAGAUCACAAGAGCAAAGGCUUUAUCAUGCAGUGUUCUCAGCUGUUCAUGAAACCCAUUUCUGCAGACCAAAUGUUUUCACCCUCUCCGACAAGCUCGUCAGUGUCUUCGACACCUCAGAUCGCACGUUUUCCCGCUCUUGCACAAAAGUCUUGUGUGACGUCGUCGGGAAGCGGGGCUGGGAGCGCAGCAAAUGCUCAACCCGCUCUGCCUCUGUAUGCAGAUCCAUUGAGACUCAUUCGUCAUGGAUUAAAGUGUUUUGAAUGUAAUAAGCAGGCACUGGACUAUAUUGCCCUAGCAGCGCAUUAUCAGAGAACCUCAGAAGAUAAUGACGGACUGACGUGUCAAGUUUGCCAGAUGCUGUUGCCUAACAAGUGCAGUUACUGUGCUCAUCAAAGAAUCCAUGCCCACAAAUCCCCUUAUUGUUGCCCAGAGUGUGGCGCCAUUUGCCGGUCGGCCUAUUUCCAAACCCAUGUCAAGGAGAACUGCCUGCAUUACUCACGCAAAGUUGGCUACAGGUGCACUCAUUGUGGGGUUGUCUUCAUGUCACAAGCGAUGCUGAAAGUGCACAUUCACGAGAAACACUGUGAAGUCUUCCACAAGUGUGCGUUCUGCCCGAUGGCCUUCAAGUCUGCAGACAGCACCACUGCCCACAUCACCAGCCAGCACCCUGCAGAACCUCACAAGACAUCUCAGGUGAUCUACAAAUGCUCUUGUGAGACGGUCUUUAACAAGAAGAGGCUUCUGCAGGAGCACUUCCAGCAGAACGCCAACAGGCUGAUGGUGGGAGUGUUCAAGUGUCCACAUUGCCAGCUGGUGUAUAUGCAGAAACUACAGCUCAUGCAACAUGUCAAGAGCAUCCACGGGGUACCUGAAAAUCCCGAGGACCUUGCUAGCUCCCGACAGAAGGCAGAAACAGCAACGAGCAGUAGCGUCCUCCCAACAUCCAAGGAGCUAUCGGUCAUCAAUGGGACUUCCCAGGCUGCUUUGUCAGCGAAGGACACAAGCCCCGAAUCCAAACCCAAGCCAAAGCCCUGCAGCUGGACUUGUCGGGAGUGUUCACAGUGGAUCCCUGACCGAGAAACCUACGUGUCUCAUAUGAAGAAAAGCCAUGGAAAGAAUGUGAAGAGGUAUCCUUGCCGGCAGUGUGAGCGGUCAUUCAAUGCCUCCAAUAGUCUGCGCAGACACACUCGCAAUAAUCAUGACACAGCAAAGAAAGUGUAUACUUGCUGGUACUGCACAGAUGAAGUUCAGACGUUUUCUCAGCCAUCAAUGCUGGAGAGUCACAUCAGUCUCAUGCAUGGCAUCAAAAACCCAGACCUUUCCCAGAUAUCCAAAGCUAAAGCUCCAGCAGAAGAUUCGAUAAAAGCAAAAUCUCCAAAGAGGGUAUCCACAGAUGGCUUGGAGCAAAUGAAAUCUACAGCAGCAGGAUCUGAGGAUCCCCCCGCAAAAAAACUGAAGGCACACUGGAAAUGUGCAAAAUGUGGAUUUGCUACAGCCAGUGACACUGAAUUUCAGGAACACAUACCUCGGCACAAGUCAGACAGCUCCACUUUUCAGUGCCUGCUCUGUGGCUUGUGUUAUACGUCUCACAUCUCUCUGAAUAGGCACCUCUUCAUUGUUCACAAAGUAAAAGAUCCAGAGGAGGAGCAGGAGCAGGAGGAGCAAGAACCAGAGAAUGAAAAAGAGGGGCUAGAAACUGAGUCAAACGAGAACGGACUUGUAGAAUCUAACAGCGAGACAAGCGUUGCAGAAGAGGAAGGAGGUGGUUCAAAGAGCAAAGACUGUGAGCGGGAUUCCACAGCGUGUGAUGUCGGGAAGCCCAACUCUCAGAACAAACGUUCAAAGUCUCCAAACGUUUGAGUGUGCAUUUUUGCCUCCCCUACAAGGUUGAUUGCAGACGGCGGACAUUCUUAAAUAUGCUGUCGGGUUUCGUGAAGUGGGCUCUGCAUUCCAUUCACUUUAAUCAGUAAGGGAAAUUUUAAAAAAAACAAAGCAACUGCCACAUCCCUGUCGCAUUGCAUAUGUAACAGAUGUGAGAGGAAGAGAAAGGGAAUGUGUGGUGGUGAUGAUGUCCAGCUGAACCAUGACCUGAAGCUUCAGGGUAAGGAGCACUUUUCUGCGUCCCCACCCCCCAGAACAAAAGGAACUCUCAGUGCCACGCAAGGCUCCCUGCCAACAGCUCAGUCUCACUUUUCCUUUUCUCCUUUUUCACGAGUAUUGUCUUCUGGCCUUUUCCUUCCUUGUCCAAUUGUACCAAGUUCUCUCUGUCAGGACGACACAAGCCUAUGUUAAGCCUUUGGGGUUUUUGUUUUGAGCCACUGAGGUUUCACUGCCCUAGAAUCGUGUCACAUGCCACCCUUAACUUUUCAGCCAGGCCACAGAUAAGCUCAAAAUACGGUUUUGUUUUUAAUUUGGAACUCUUUAGAAAAGAUCUGUUUCAAUAUUAGUAAAUCAUCUUCCCCCCAAACUUGCACAAGCACGAUUUUAUUGGGUGUGUGUGUGUGUGUGUGUGUGUGUGUGUGUAGUCAAGCUGUGUCCACCCCUAAACUGGUUGCACCAUUGCAAUGAGACCUCCAGUGUUGGGAGCUCUCCCGUGCUCAGAACACGGCCGGGCUGCACUGGCACUCAUGGCAAGCUGAAGCAGAAAAUCAUCCCCUUGAGAAGUUGCUGUCGCGGAUGGUCUGGCCGUGUUGCCCAAGGCCUGUGCCCCCUUCCCCACUGAGCAGAUAGCCAUUUAAUAAGAAUCGAGGCCCAUACAUAUGAAAUGUCUGCAUCAGCAAGCAUCUACACCAGGGAUUCUCAAAGUUGGGUCCCCAGAUGUUUUUGGACUUCAACUCCCAUAAUCCCCAGCCCCAGUGGCCUUUGGUUGGGAACUAUGGGAGUUGAAGUCCAAUAACAUCUGGGGACCCAACGUUGAGAAUCCCUGAUCUACACUAUGGGAAAAGACAGAGGAGGGCUUGCUUCCAUGACUGAAGAUCCUCCUUUUUGUAGGGCUAGCUUAUCCUUCUAUGGCAGUUCCUCCUGUUGCUGUAACAGCCAGAGCAGAGUUGCCCUGUAAGACCUUCAGUCACGUGAAAAGAUGUUGUAGGAGAAACUGCAGGAAGGACCACCUCUCUGUUCCAUACCCCACACGGCUUGGUCAAUGUCCCAUCAGUGUUUCGGCAGGGAGCAUUCCAGACUCACGGUGAAGCAAGGAGAAGAGAGUGGUCAGUACCAAGAAUGUUUGCUCACGGAGAAAUCACGGCUCCGUCCGCUUCAAGUGCUCAGACUCUUUCGAUAGCACAUCGCCCCAUCUAGCACAUCUGGCUGGAGGUUGGUUUCCAUACAGUCGCAUUGACCAUCUGUUCCAUUUUUUCCUCAUGCGUGCUUUUCUCAUGCUUUGUGUAAUAUUACUUUUUAUACGGUUUUUUUUUAAUGUUUGAGUCAGAAUCCUGCUCACUGUUUACUAUAAAUAAUUUAAAAAAACCUAUUUAUCUUAUUGCAUUUGAAUUGCUGACUUUCUCGUCUGAACGUGUUUUGAUAAAACCCUUUGUAUUUUUUGAUACUGUGUACAUUUAGUAUAGGGAAUGUUUUACAAGGUAGCCUAGCUAAAGUAACAAUAGCAGGGGGGUAGGGGUCACUCCCAAGCCAUCACAUAUCUAUUUAAUCUGCAGUGGCAUCUGUGCCUUGCUAUAAUGUUUACUUCAAAGUAUUUCAAAUAAAACCAUCUAACAAUG
This is a messenger RNA of Hemicordylus capensis (graceful crag lizard), 5913 nucleotides long. RefSeq names its product zinc finger protein 592 (gene ZNF592). The transcript has 9 exons. The record is from RefSeq and is a predicted model, not a curated record. NCBI's taxonomy places the organism in Eukaryota, Metazoa, Chordata, Lepidosauria, Squamata, Cordylidae. Bases 158 to 4057 code for a protein of 1299 amino acids.